UGUCAGGGAGCCCGGGCCCGUCGUUGACAGGGAACUGAAAAUCCACUUACGUUUCCCCCGGGGGCUUGUACCGAAGUGCCGGGGUUUUCCCCUGGUCGGAGCGUGGGAAGAAUCUCUCCAGGCGGACAACCAGAACGUGUCUUCUUCUGGGGUUCUUUUGGGAUAGAUGUGGCGCUCCAAUGGGGUCUUGGGACAGGAUGCUGGAAAAUCCAGAACAGGAGGAGCGGAUCGCCGUACGCGUCCAGGACCCCCGCGUGCAGAACGAAGGCUCCUGGAAUUCUUACGUGGACUACAAGAUAUUCCUCCACACCAACAGCAAGGCCUUCACCGCCAAGACGUCGUGCGUGCGACGCCGUUACCGGGAGUUCGUGUGGCUGAGGAAGCAGCUCCAGAGAAACGCCGGCUUAGUACCCGUGCCGGAGCUCCCGGGGAAAUCCGCCUUCUUCGGGAACUCGGAUGAGUUCAUCGAGAAGCGGCGCCAAGGGCUCCAGCGCUUUCUGGAGAAGGUCCUGCAGAACGUAGUGCUCCUUUCGGACAGCCGGCUGCACCUCUUCCUGCAAAGCCAGCUGGCGGUGGGCGAGAUGGAGGCCUGCGUCGAGGGCCGCGGCUCCCUGACCGUGGCCGAAGCCAUCCUCCGCUACGCCGUGUCCAACUGCGGCUGGGCCCAAGAGGAGAGUGCCAGCUCCCCGCGCCUGGUCAUGGGGCAUCUGCCCGGCAGCCUCUCCAGUUGCUGUGCUUUCCGCCGGCGUGUCUGCGGACUGUCUUCGCCGCCGUCCCCGCAACAGAAAGAGGAAAGAGGGUCCGGGGACGCGUGGGCUCUGGCUGAUGACUCUCAGGCUGCUCCCGGGGAAAGCCAGGGCCUCCCUCCCGCUUCCCCGCCGUUGCCCUCGCCCUCCAACUGUGACUUUGGAAGGCCCAGGGCGAGGAGCCCUUCUCCCCCCUCCUUGAAAUGGCAGCAGGAGGAGGAAGAGGAGCAGCCUGGGCGCCCGGCUGGCGUUGUGGAGUCCCAACCCGAUCAGCCCGAGAAGUGAGUCGGCUGGUGCGCGGGGAGAGCUGGCUCCGAAGCGUGUGGGCGACGAUGCGAAGAGAGGGGAAAGCAGCAGGGAGUGGGUGGGCCCUCCCCCGCCACCAAGCUGGGGCCCAUCUGAAUCCGCACCUGGGUCCGGAGCUGCGGUAGCGCCGAGCCCCCUGCCCACGGCCCCUGGGGUGUCUGGAGAGGAAGCCGGCUUCAGCCCUGGAACCUUGUAGAUCGGGGCCGGUCCUUCUUCACCUCCGUGAGCCAUUCCUCUGUAAAUCCCCCCGGUUAUGCUGGGUGAGUCGGCCCCCGCAAAGGAAAACACACAAACACACACCUCUCAUUCCUCUCCUCUCCUUUCUCCACUCUCUUCUCUCUCCUCUUUCUC
Messenger RNA from Tachyglossus aculeatus (Australian echidna), 1403 nucleotides. RefSeq names its product sorting nexin 11 (gene SNX11). Gene Ontology annotation, biological process: intracellular protein transport. The coding region runs from base 180 to 1031 and encodes 283 amino acids. The record is from RefSeq and is a predicted model, not a curated record. Gene Ontology annotation, molecular function: phosphatidylinositol binding. NCBI's taxonomy places the organism in Eukaryota, Metazoa, Chordata, Mammalia, Monotremata, Tachyglossidae. The transcript is spliced from 7 exons.